ACAGACCCCGUGUCGUCGGUUCCUCCUCUUCCUCCUCCUGCAGCAGCAGCAUGGCCGCUCCGGGGAGCGGCGGGGGCUCGCGCCUGCUGGUGCAGUAUGUGGUGGUGCGCUCGGAUCUGCUGCACAGCCUGUCCUGGCCCCUCGGAGCUGUCAUCACCCAGGCCUGCCACGCAGCUACCGCCGCCAUACACCUGCACUACAGCGACCCCGACACCCAGGAGUACCUCACCCACCUCGACACCAUGCACAAAGUAGUGCUGCAGGCCCCAGAUGAGACAUGUCUCUCCAGUUUAUCAGCAACACUCAGUGAAAAGGGCAUUGCUCACAAACUGUGGAUGGAACAGCCUGAGAACAUUGCCACUUGCCUGGCCUUGAAACCUUACCCAAAGGAGACUGUACAGCCUUUCCUCAAAAAGCUCAAGCUUUUCAAAUGAUACAGCCACACAAAUAGGACGUUAUCGUUCAGCUUUGUCUUCAGUCCACUGUGCAUGAGCAGUAACAUCGGACUGCUGCUGCCACAUGGGGUAGUAAUUCAUCUUGUUAUAUAACUCUUCAUAUACCAGGAGCUUCCAGUCCUCAUGUUCAUCUGCUUGGGCUCUGUUGCCAGUUUUACUGGAGGAUGUCACUGCCUCAUACUUGAAAUCCUGCAUUAAUACAAUAAGUAAAUAUGUGGUCAAUUUGAAUAAACCAUCAAACACAUCAUGUGUGACCAACAAGAAGAACUUGGUGACCCUUAACUAAAAAGCAUCAAGCUGUUAAAAAGAGUGAUUAUACUGAAGACAAUAAAACAUGGUGUCCUGUUUA
Molecule: messenger RNA, 804 nt
Organism: Astyanax mexicanus (Mexican tetra)
Lineage: Eukaryota; Metazoa; Chordata; Actinopteri; Characiformes; Acestrorhamphidae
Gene: ptrhd1
Product: peptidyl-tRNA hydrolase domain containing 1
Exons: 2
Coding region: 51-434 (127 amino acids)
Molecular function (GO): peptidyl-tRNA hydrolase activity
Source: RefSeq, a predicted model, not a curated record